UUUCUCUUUCAUUUUUGUCGUGAUUUUGGCGUCCAGUUUAUUGGCGUAGAGCCCACUCGCACCGCUUGAAUGUAUGCUUCGAUCUCUGUGACAGAGCCAACAGAGCUGCGAACCACUGUAGUUUGUUCUGCAGUUCUGACCAGCCCAUCUAGCCCAUCGCGAAACGUCUGAAAUGACGACUUGCAGCAUGGUGCCGCGACUGCAAGUGCCGCAAGCCGGUACGUCAGCACGCGAAAACCCGCUUGGAACCCGCGGCGGGUACUACAACGGCGCAGAAAAACUUCGGCACGGUUGUGAACUUGUGGUCACAGGUUACAGAGACAUCGAAGAAAACAACAUGCACUCCGACUGGCAAGAAUGGAUGGCAAGUGUGCAGGUGCGGAAUCGUACGGAAGCUUUCUACAGGCCUCGUCGCCGGCGCAACGGCAAGAAAGAGAACUGGCAUGGAACUGUGGCCGACGAAACAGCUCGUGGUCGUUCGUGCUUUGUGUGGCGGGAAAAAGUAUGCACGGGGUUGGUGUCGAGGUCUGUCGAUGAGCGUUUUUACUACAAGAAGAUGUUCAGUGUGUACUACCAAUGGAAGAUGGAACGGAAUUUGGAAGAUGUCGACGAACACCGUCGCUUCGCCCCGUCGUCGAACCUCGGUGCGCGCCAACGUUCGAUCGACCAAGUCCCGGCGCCGAGGUACGCUGACAAACUAUCCAAGUCUGCAGUGUCGCGUCAGAGUGUGAGCUCGGUUGGGUCCGCAGACUGGUACGCUGCAUUGAAAGAGCGUCUCCGCAUAGCCGGCAGGUUUUGCAUCCCAAAACAGCGACAGUUAGAUCGGAUACGCGACGUCGAGGGCGUCGUGAUGCCCAGCCUCACACCGGCGAUGCAGCAUGAGGUGGAGGCAGCCUUGGUGCCAACGCCGCCCGACGAAGUGCUGGCAUCGGCCUUCCGGCUCAACAUCAGCAGGGCCGACAUGCACACGCUCUCCGACAGCCAGUGGUUGAACGACGAAGUGGUAAACUUCUAUAUGAAUCUCCUCAUGCAACGAUCCGAGAAAGCAGGCUCUCCCCGUGUGUAUGCAUUCAACACAUUCUUCUUUCCCAAGCUGGCGAAAAACGGCCACGCUGCUCUGAAGAGGUGGACGCGCACUAUCGACAUCUUUUCAUUUGACAUCCUGCUGGUGCCCCUGCACUUCACCAUGCACUGGUGCCUCGCUGUUGUAGACUUCCGCAAGCACCACAUUGCUUACUACGACAGCAUUGGCUCAGCAUCUGAACAGCCAAGCUGCCUGGCCACGCUGCAGCAGUACCUGGAAGAUGAGAGCCAGCACAAGCGCAACCAUGGUCUCAACUGGGACAGCUGGACAUUGAAAGUAAUGGAUGUGCCACGGCAGCAAAAUGGCAGUGACUGUGGCAUGUUCACUUGCCAGUACGCCGAGUGUAUAUCCCGGGACGCUCCCAUCUCGUUUGGUCAGCAGCACAUGCCAUACUUUCGGAAGCGUGUUGUCUACGAGAUUCUGCACAAGGCUAUACUUUCAGUGUGAGGCAUUUGUGGAGCCACUUGUUCUGUUAGUUUACAUGACUAUGACUUGUGGCUCAUUCACACUGGCAACAAACAGAUUGAACUGGCGACCCUGAAGUGACUGAAGGCGACCAGCAUGUCUCCACACCGAAAUGCCUUGCGAUUGGUACCGUUCAUAUUUGUUCAAUGUCAUCCUCCUGGCACAUCCAACUGGUUUUCACACUUUGUGAAUACAACUUAAAAAUGAAGCAGCGAGCACAUGACCAAAGCAACUGAUUUUCUACCAUUUGUGGCAGGUCCUUUUGUUACCAACUUGGUAACAUGACUGCUGUGUGUUGUUGGUGUGAAUGAGCCAUCAGAUUUGGGCAGCAGUGCGUGCCUCACUUUCACAAACUGAUUGUCUACCAUCUUCCAUCAUAUUUCUAAUGUAUUAUCAGUUUUAUGCAGAUGUGAAGCCAUCCUUUCCUUUUUAUUUUCGUUAUGUAGAUAUAGUUCCAUACAUAAAAACGUUAAUAUGUAUCUUAUUUACUUGCCUGUUCAUAUGUGUAAUAAAUAGUUUUUCAUCGUGAA
This is a messenger RNA of Rhipicephalus sanguineus (brown dog tick), 2079 nucleotides long. Its product is annotated as sentrin-specific protease-like. Gene Ontology annotation, molecular function: deSUMOylase activity. The record is from RefSeq and is a predicted model, not a curated record. Gene Ontology annotation, biological process: protein desumoylation. The transcript has a single exon. Gene Ontology annotation, cellular component: nucleus. NCBI's taxonomy places the organism in Eukaryota, Metazoa, Arthropoda, Arachnida, Ixodida, Ixodidae. The coding region runs from base 173 to 1531 and encodes 452 amino acids.